AUGGCCUCACAUCUCUGCAAAUCCGCUUCCAGAGCCGCUAGGUCUCUUCUCUCCGCUUCUUUCCACUCCCAAGGACGCGCCUUAGCGGCGGCUGCAGCUGUUGCAUCCAUUAGAAAUGUUCCGGUUUUUGCUUCAAAUUACAGGAGAACUGGUUCUGGAAAUGGAUCUACUUCCUGGAUUGCAGGAGCACUAGCUCUUCCUGCUGCAGCUUACAUGCUCCAAGAUCAGGAGGUGCAUGCUGCCGAGCUGGAGCGCACUUUCAUUGCCAUUAAGCCUGACGGAGUGCAAAGAGGGCUGAUUUCAGAGAUUAUAUCUCGUUUCGAGAGGAAAGGGUUCAAGCUUGUGGGAAUUAAAGUAUUGAUUCCUACAAAGGAAUUUGCCCAAAAGCAUUAUCACGAUCUGAAAGAAAGACCCUUCUUCAAUGGAUUGUGCGACUUCCUGAGCUCUGGCCCUGUUAUUGCAAUGGUAUGGGAAGGAGAGGGAGUUAUUACCUACGGCCGUAAACUAAUUGGAGCCACAGAUCCACAGAAAUCAGCACCUGGAACCAUUAGGGGUGAUCUGGCUGUUGUUGUUGGAAGAAAUAUCAUCCACGGCAGCGAUGCUCCAGAGACAGCAAAGGAUGAGAUUAAGUUGUGGUUCAAGCCAGAGGAAUUGGUUAGUUUCACUAGCAAUUCAGAGAAGUGGAUUUAUGGUGACAACUGA
Molecule: messenger RNA, 702 nt
Organism: Lathyrus sativus (Indian pea)
Lineage: Eukaryota; Viridiplantae; Streptophyta; Magnoliopsida; Fabales; Fabaceae
Source: the annotation of a GenBank genome assembly